This is a messenger RNA of Saprolegnia parasitica CBS 223.65, 1432 nucleotides long. RefSeq lists its product as hypothetical. Gene Ontology annotation, molecular function: transporter activity. Gene Ontology annotation, biological process: transport. The record is from RefSeq and is a predicted model, not a curated record. The transcript is spliced from 3 exons. Bases 1 to 1350 code for a protein of 449 amino acids. NCBI's taxonomy places the organism in Eukaryota, Oomycota, Saprolegniomycetes, Saprolegniales, Saprolegniaceae.
AUGAUGCCCGACGCUGCGUUCCAGCCCGCCGAGAGCGUCAACGUGACCGUGGUCCUCGGCGGCAACGUCACGGGCAAUGGCACGCUCCUUGGGCUGCCGCUCAACCUCGUCGAGACGCAGCGCGGCUGGUGCCUCUUCAUCGCGGCGCUCUCGGCGCUCUUCGCGACCAGCCUCACGGCUCUCAACAUGUACCAGCACCUUCGCGCGUACACGCGCCCGAACCUCCAGCGCUACAUUCUUCGCAUCCUGCUCAUCGUGCCCGUCUACGCGAUCGGGUCGUUCGUCUCGUUCAAGUUUGUGCGCGAGGCCGCGCUCGUCAACGCCGUCCGCGACAUGUACGAGGCGUUUGUCGUCUACAGCUUCCUCAACCUCGUCCUCGCCUUUGCCGGCGGUGAAUCCAACUGCGUGUCCAAGAUGGUGACAGAGGCCGAGAUCGUGCACCCGUUCCCGUUCGGGUACUGCUUGCCGCCCAUGGCGCGCGACGGCCGGCUCUUGCGCAACUGCAAGAAGGCGACGAUCCAGUUUGUGUUUCUCAAGCCCACGAUGGCGCUUCUCUCGCUCUUUAUGCUUGGCAUCGGCAUGUACGACUCGGUCGGCUUUCAGUGGUUCACAUGGCUCGUCUACAACCUCAGCUACAGCGUUGCGCUCUACGGCUUGCUCAUCUUUUACCUCGCGACCAAGCACAUUCUUGCCCCGUUCUCGCCCGUGCUCAAGUUUUUCGCGGUCAAAAGUGUCAUUUUCAUGACCUUUUGGCAGACCUUGCUGAUUGGCGGCCUCCCGCGCAUCACGAAGGAGCAAGCGUUUGCGUGGAACGACUUUGUGCUCGCGCUCGAGAUGGCGCCCGUCUCGGUCCUCUACGUUCUCUCGUUUGGCGCUGGCCAAUUCAAGAACACGUGCGAAGCGAUUCCGCAGUCGGAGGUCGUCAAGAAUAUGAAGGAGGUGCUGAGCGUCAAGGACAUUGUCGCUGAUGCGAUCCACAACUUUAUGCCGAGCUACCAAGACUACAUGCUCCAACGCGCCGACGACGAGUUUCCCGAGAAGGUCCGCACCAUGACGUUCCUUGCCGGCAACUUGGAUACGCCGACGCCGCUGGGAGCGACCAAGGACCGCUCCGAGAGCAACGACCUCCCGGACGAGCCCUCGUUGGAUGCAAAUGUCGUCGUCGUCGAUAUUGCUGAAGCAUCGAAGGAAGCAACAGCGACAGCGGCCGAGACCACCGAGCCGGCUGCGGAUGUUGCCGACAGUAGUGACAAGUCAGAGUCAACGCCGGGCCACAAUGUCGAUGACGACGAGGCGUUGGUGGACACGCCUCGACGACACUCGGACAAGUCGAGCUUGCUCCAGCCAUGAGCAGAGUUUUAGUAGGUAGUAUAGGCGUAGUUAAUAUUAUAUAUAAGGAAGACGGUUGUCGCGGCCUAUGGUAGCACGUACG